Molecule: messenger RNA, 1040 nt
Organism: Gossypium raimondii (Peruvian cotton)
Lineage: Eukaryota; Viridiplantae; Streptophyta; Magnoliopsida; Malvales; Malvaceae
Exons: 4
Coding region: 47-703 (218 amino acids)
Biological process (GO): RNA processing
Molecular function (GO): RNA binding; RNA methyltransferase activity
Source: RefSeq, a predicted model, not a curated record
CUACCAAGCUCUUUUCUUUUAGAGGAUGAAUGAGUAAAGGAGAAAAAUGGCUAUAGAGAGCUACGUGGUGGUUCACAAUAUAGCAAAGAGGCACAACGUCGGAACCCUAGCUAGAAGCGCCACCGCCUUUGGAGUCACCGAACUAAUCUUAGUUGGCCGCCGUGACUUCAACGCCUUCGGCAGCCACGGCUCCACUUCCCAUCUCCGUUUCCGCCACUUCCAUUCCCUCACCGACGCUCGCCUCUUCCUUAAAGAGAAAGAUUGUGAUAUUUGCGGGGUUGAGAUCACAGAGGACGCUGUUUCCAUAACUGAUCAUCCUUUCAAGAAAAGCACUGCUUUUCUUCUUGGUAAUGAGGGAACAGGGCUUUCAGCUAAGGAAUGUGAGAUAUGUGAUUUCUUUGUUUACAUUCCUCAAUAUGGAGGUGGCACUGCCUCUUUGAAUGUCACUGUUGCUGCUUCCAUUGUUUUGCAUCAUUUUGGAGUUUGGGCAGGUUUUUCAGAGAGAAUCCGCGAUGGGAACAAGUUUGUUGUGGCUGAGAAACCUUUAAAACAGGUGAGCCGAAAAUACUGCACAGAAACAGAUGAUCAUAUCAUUGAGGAGCGAAAAUCAAGAAGGGAAAGUGCUUCCAAUGGAUUCUUUGAGGAUGGAAAAAAUGGUGUAUCUUCUUCCAACCUUUUGGAUUCAUUGUUCCCUGAUGAGUGAUUGAAGGAUUUAAAUAUAGAUUUGACCCUGCAAACCAUACAAUGUUCACCACUAAACAUUAAAGGUAAUUUGGUUCAAUGGUCCAACCUAUUGAAAAUUGUUGUUAACAUGUGGCAAACAGAUUCUAGCUAACCAUGGACCAAAGUGAAGUUUGAUUAUUGAAUGAAGUUCCUCUGUGAAUCCAUGGAAAAGUUUGCAAAGGGACCCCUUUUCAGAGUGACAAUAAUUGAAUUUUGUGUUACUUAAUUGCUUUGGUUAAAGCAUCUUCUGUAAUUGUAAUGGUAUUUUCACAUUAUUGUUUUGUACUUUACAAUAAUUGUUUCUUUUUUUCUUGGGA